Molecule: messenger RNA, 3267 nt
Organism: Ziziphus jujuba (common jujube)
Lineage: Eukaryota; Viridiplantae; Streptophyta; Magnoliopsida; Rosales; Rhamnaceae
Product: protein terminal ear1
Exons: 5
Coding region: 326-2623 (765 amino acids)
Molecular function (GO): RNA binding
Source: RefSeq, a predicted model, not a curated record
UGGAGUAAAAGGAAAGCAGUGAGCCAUUUGUGUGCUUUGUUUUGGUACAGUCUCUAGGCUCCCCAAGAGACACAGAACAGAGAAAUAGAGAGAGAGAGAGAGAGAGAGAUAAAGAAACUACCCAGAGACACUCAGAGUUAGAGAGAGAGAGAGAGUCAAAAGAGCGUGCUAUUUAGUUGGGAAGCAAAAAUCCAUGGAAUUUUGACUGGCGCCGGGAAACCAAUUACUUACCCGGCGGGCUCCUUUGCUAGCCGUUAGUUCGCCUGAAUACCACUCUUUUUUUUUUUUGGCUUUGUCGUUCUGGUUUCCGAAGCUUUGAACCGCCAUGGAUGAAACCGGUAUUGUCCGGUUUCCUGGAAGCCUAGACCCCAGAGCCGAAGAGUUCAGGCCGAGAAACCCUAGCGGUUCAAACCAGUUGACCCUCUACACCACCACUCCACCACCAGCGCCACCGCCACCUCCACCACCUCAGGUUUACUAUCCGUACGGUUCGCCGUAUCCACCAAUAAGCGAAGUGCAAGUGUUGCCGUUCUGCGAUGGCGGUGGCGUAGGGGGGUACCCGGGUUUUUCAUCACCCACGGCGUACGUUAGUCUGAGUCCCGCGGCUGUGGCUUCGGUACGCCCGGCUGUACCUCCUCCACCGGCAUCGGCGGUAGCGACUCGGGCGCUGCUGCUGAGUUCGGUGCCGAGGGAGUUGAGCGAGACGAUGAUUAGGAAGGAAUUGGAAUGUUUUGGGGAGGUGAGAGGGGUUCAGAUGGAGAAAGUGUGCGAUGGAAUGGCGACCGUCCAUUUCUACGACCUGAGGCAUGCAGAGAUUGCGUUGAGGGAGAUUCGAGACCAGCACAUGCAGCAGCAGACCAGGCUUCGCAACCACUACGCUGCUUUGUUUAUGCACAAUUCCCCCUCCGACGACCACAAUUUCACUGCUGUCUCAUUGCCAAUGCCUCCACCGGCGCGUGGCCUUAUAGCCGGUUGCGCCGUGUGGGCUCAGUUUGUUAUUCCGGCUAGUAACGCCGUUCCCGAUGGUCAUAACCAGGGUACCAUCGUCAUUUUCAAUCUGGACUCCGAAGUAACCGCCUCUUCUCUUAAAGAUAUCUUCCAGGCUUUUGGUCCAGUAAAGGAACUAAGAGAAACACCAUCUAAGAAGCACCAGAAGUUCGUGGAGUUUUACGAUGUAAGAGACGCAGCUAAAGCACUGAAAGAGAUGAACGGAAAAGAAAUUCACGGCAAACCCAUCGUGAUCGAAUUUAGUCGCCCGGGAGGGCAUAGCAGGAAGUUCAUGAAUGCAAUGGCAGCCCAUAAUAAUAAUAAUCUUUCAAUCUCAGCAGCAGCAGCAACCAUUUCCUCCAUUAAUUCCAUCAACAAUUUUUACCCAAGAAUUCAAAAGUACCACCCUGCGGCCCCUCCACCUUAUUUGCCUCGAAAAUUCUCCGGUCGAUCCGCUCUGACCGGUGUCGACCAUACACCACCCCCUUCUUUUGCCUCUUCUCAGCCACAAUUCUUCUCCAAGAAAUCGAAUUUUGGGAAAGGAAUCGUUAAUGGGAAUGUGAACAAGAAUACUACCAGCUCCAAUAAUGUUGCAAGUUCUCUUGGUGGUGUGGAAUAUAAAAUGAAUGCUUUGAAUUUGGGUGGUGGUGGUGCAGUUUGCGAUGGGAUUGAAGAUAAAGGAGAUUCAAAUGGGCAUAAUAAUAACAAUAAUAAUCCCAAAAGGUUGACAAAAAGAAGCCACAGCAAUCAGCCAACAACUGUAACAGUUCUAAAGCAGCAGCAACAACAACAGCAACAUCAACAACCUAGGACUAGGCCGAGAAAGGGCAGACAAGCAAAGAAGUUUGAUUCCCGUUUCCUAAUAAACGAAGAUGCCUUGACGGAAUCGAAUUGCAGAGAUUCCAGAACCACUGUCAUGAUCAAAAACAUCCCUAACAAGUACAGUCAGAAGCUGCUACUGAACAUGCUGGACAAUCACUGUAUUCACUGCAACGAACAGAUUGCCGAUGAAGGCCAUGACCAGCCUUUGUCUUGCUAUGAUUUUGUUUACCUUCCCAUUGAUUUCAACAACAAGUGCAAUGUGGGGUAUGGGUUUGUGAACAUGACGACUCCUCAGGCGACAUGGAGGCUCUACAAGGCGUUCCAUCAUCAGCAUUGGGAAGUUUUCAACUCUAGGAAAAUCUGCGAAGUCACAUACGCUAGAGUUCAAGGUUUGGAGGCGUUGAAAGAGCAUUUCAAGAACUCGAAGUUCCCAUGCGAGAUGGACCACUACUUGCCAGUGGUGUUUUCACCACCUCGAGACGGAAGGCAACAGACGGAGCCGCUUCCCAUCGUCGGCCACCAAAACAAGCACCACCUCGUAAUCCCCAUUGGCGCCGAUGAUGAUCAGCAUCAUGAUGGUGAUGGCGGUGAGAUGGACGGUCAUGAUAGUGUAGAAGAAGACGGCGAUGACGAUGACGAAGAAGAAGAAGAUGAUGAUGGACAUGAUGUGGGCGAUGAGUCAGAAGAAUCGUCGGAAAGUGAGCAAGGGCAGCUGCUAUUACUGAUGGGUGACAGUGGCACCGGCUGUAGCAGCAGCAGUCUAAACGGCGGCGUUGGUGUUGAUUGCUGCUGCGACCUUGAAGAAGACAGCUAAGGUAGCUGGCUGCUGGAAAAUUGAAGGGGAGAUAAUGAUGAUGGUGAUGAACCCGACACCCUGAAACCAAACCAAACCCAACCAACCAGAAUAUUAGGACAUCAAAUCUCAUUUGAUCUAUUUCUCUUAUCAAAAUUCUCUCUCUGCCUGCUAAACCUGCAAACUACACCCAACCCAAUGGUGUUAUCGUUGAGCUCCGAGCCUUCUUUAGCUCCCUCUCUCUCUCUCUCUCUAUAUAUAUAUAUAUAUGUAUAAUUAUAUAUGUUUUAACCAAAAUCCCCAUUCUCCCAAUGGCCUAAGGCUCUCUAUCUCUCUCUUCUGUGUCCUCCUAUCUCAGCUUACCUGACCUGACCACCGGCCAUCACUUGCCCACUUAACCCUCUCUUUCUCUCUCUUUUGCUGUUGUUUAUUAUUAAAUUUCAUUGUUAUUUUUCUCAACCAAAAAAAAAAAAAAAAAAAAAAAAAAACAGAAACCCAAAAAAAAAAAAAUCCAUUGUUCCUGAUAUGUUUGUUGUAUUUUAGGAAGAAAAAAAAAAAUGUUUGUAGUGUAUAUUUUCCUUUUUCUUUUUAUCUUUGCAUGUUAAUUUUUUAUAUAUUAUAAGUUUGAGUUUAAUUAUUACUAUUACUAUUACUAUUACUAUUGA